Messenger RNA from Dipodomys ordii (Ord's kangaroo rat), 1011 nucleotides. It is a transcript of the gene Pou2af3, whose product is annotated as colorectal cancer associated 2. Bases 70 to 822 code for a protein of 250 amino acids. Gene Ontology annotation, molecular function: POU domain binding; DNA binding. The record is from RefSeq and is a predicted model, not a curated record. The transcript has 5 exons. Gene Ontology annotation, cellular component: cytoplasm. NCBI's taxonomy places the organism in Eukaryota, Metazoa, Chordata, Mammalia, Rodentia, Heteromyidae.
GAACCCUCCUAGGUGCUGAGUUCCUGCAGCUGCUGAAACCAGUCUCUGAGCCAUCUCCUGCAGACCAGGAUGUCGGAAAAACCAAAGGUGUAUCAAGGUGUCCGGGUGAAGAUCACUGUGAAGGAGCUGUUGCAGCAAAGAAGGGCACACCAGGCAGCCUCGGGGGGAACCCUGCCCGGACCCAGCAAUGUGCACAUUUCAGACCCAGAUGUGCCAACCUCAGGAUUGUAUUUUGAGCCUGAGCCAAUGUCUUCCACAAACAAUUAUUUUCAACCCCGUGAAUUUUCCACUUGUGUUUCUUGUGAAGAAAAUCCAAGCUGCUUGGACCAGAUCUUUGAUUCCUAUCUGCAGACGGAAACAUCCCCAGAUCCUUUGUUCAACUCCACACCAAGCACUCCCUACUAUUUUCCAGAGGGCUUCCAAGCGACCCCUUUCUGUUUUAAUCAGAGCCUGACCCCAGGAUCACCUUCAGAUUCCUCCAGUCUCUCUGGCUCCUUUGACUACAGUUACUCACCAGCCCAGCUGCCUUCAUAUGCUCCUGAGAGUUACAACUCUCCCCCAUCUCUGGACACCCUAAACCCUGGCUUCCCUCCAGACAACUGCUCCUACCACCAUUUGUCCUCACACACCCAGUACAACUGCUUCCCUGCAGCUACCACCUCGGUCUGCUACUGCGCCUCCUGUGAGACAGAGCACAUGGACAUCCUCAGAACAUCUGAGUACUUCUACCCAAGCCCAGACUGUGCGGACUUUGCCCCCUCCGUGGCCACCACCAGCGAUUUCUAUAGGAGGGAAGCAAACUGUGACAUCUGCUAUAGUUAAUACAAGCUACAUGUAUGAAUUAGGAGCGUGGUAUGGGCAUAUCUAUUUUUCUACCACAUGUCACUCUUCUUCAAUUUCCUGACACUAACAUAGGCGUUCACGUGAAGUCUUCAAACCUGGUCAUAGUGCCACUCUUCUCUUAUACAUGCACAGUUAAAAUUUUUGUAGAGCACUUCUAAUUUUUUUACU